CAACGGGUUUCCGCGCGGUCGCCGCCGGUGCUAACGGUCAUCAUGUAGCGAGGCCGACGCCUGCUCUACGGUUCGCGAGCCCGGGGACGUUACUGAUUUUUGACACUGGUCGGACCUGUCAUUGCUUCGGCCGGUGCUAUCGCAGGUAUUUCUACGUGACGACUGUCAUAAUGGUCGCCGGCUGAAUCGUGCAUCACAGCUAGCUCGCUAACGGUUAGCAUACCCGGCUAAUUUGGGCACCGAGCCGCUACGAUCAUCAUCCGCGAGGUCCGUGAACAUGGCAUCGCCCGCAGAGCACGACCUGGCUCUGUCUGAGGCGGACGGCAGCAAGGAGAAAACUCAGGUGUUUGGGAUUUUGAGGCUCCAGGAGGAGAAGGCUGGAGCUGUGGAUAAGGCUAGCAGCACGGUGAGAGGAGGAGGAGGAGGAGGAGACGGCCGGUGGCAGGCUCCGAUCUUCGCUUUGGCCAGAAAAGCGUCCGAGACUAUUUCAGGGAGCAUUCACGUCCUGCCCAAAGUGUCGGAGCACAGGACGUCUCUGCCCGGGGACUGGGCCGUCCAAGCCCUGCGGGACCCCAUGGCCAUGGAGCGAGCCAACCUGCUGAACAUGGCCAAGCUGAGCAUUAAAGGCUUGAUCGAGUCGGCUCUGAGCUUCGGGCGAACGCUGGACUCGGACUACCCGCCUCUCCAGCAGUUCUUUGUGGUCAUGGAGCACUGCCUCAAACAUGGGCUCCGAGUGAAGAAGUCCUUUCUGGGCUUCAACAAGUCUCUGUGGGGUCCUCUGGAGCUGGUGGAGAAACUGUGUCCUGAAGCAGCAGAGAUCUCCGCCUCUGUACGAGACCUGCCUGGACUUAAGACUCCUUUAGGCAGAGCCAGGGCCUGGUUGCGUCUGGCUCUCAUGCAGAAGCGGCUGGCCGACUACCUGCGACUUCUCAUCACCAGAAAAGACCUGCUCAGUGAUUUCUAUGAGAAUUCAGCACUGAUGCUGGAGGAGGAGGGCGCGGUGAUCGUGGGCCUGCUGGUGGGCCUGAACGUCAUUGAUGCUAACCUGUGUGUGAAAGGCGAGGACCUGGACUCUCAGGUCGGCGUGAUCGACUUCUCCAUGUACCUGAAGAAUGACAUCGAUGAUUACAGGAGCGAAGAGAGGAACAGCCAGAUCGCAUCCAUCUUGGAUCAGAAGAACUACGUCGAGGAACUGAACCGACAGCUCAACUCCACAGUUCAUGGUCUUCAGGGCAGAGUCGACUCACUAGAGAAGUCCAACUCUAAACUCAUAGAAGAGUUAGCCAUAGCCAAGAACAACAUCAUCAAACUACAGGAAGAAAACCAGCAGCUAAGGAGUGAAAACGGCCUGAUUCUGCUGAAGGCACAACAACAUUUAGAGGUAACUCAAGGCGAUGUGUCAGUGGAGAGAGACACAUACAAACAGUCUCGUCAGGGUCUGGAUGAGAUGUACAACGAGGCUCGAAGACAGCUGAAAGAGGAGUGUCAGCUCAGACAGGAUGUGGAGAACGAGUUGGUAGUUCAGGUGUCGAUGAAACAGGAAAUGGAGCUGGCCAUGAAACUUCUGGAGAAAGAUAUUCACGAAAAACAGGACACACUAAUCGGACUGAGGCACCAGCUGGACGAGGUCAAAGCCAUCAACGUAGAAAUGUACCAGAAGAUGCAGUCAUCAGACGAGGAGAUGAAGAAGAAGAACGAUAUGAUCAGUCGUCUGGAGGAGAAGACCAAUCAGAUCACUGCCACCAUGAAGCAGCUGGAGCAAAGAUUGCAGGAGGCAGAGAGGCACCGCACCUCGGCCGAGGAGGGAACCAGGCGCUUCAAGUUGGACUUUGCCAACAAGGCCGACAGCCUGCAGCGGCAGAUCGAAAACAGAGAAAAGCAGCUCCAGCAGCUGGAGACAGACCUGAAGAUAGAGAGGGAGUGGAGGCAGACGUUACAAAACGAUCUGGACAGAGAACGGGACACGGUGGCUCAGCUCAGCACAGAGGCUCUGCAGAUCAACGGGCUGAAGAAGGAGUUCCAUCGUCUCCAGGAUGAGAACAUUCAGCUGAAGUCCAUCUGUGAGGACCAAGAACAAGCUCUGGGGGAACUAGGCUCUAAACUCAGCGAAUCCAAAAUGAAGAUCGAAGACAUCAAAGAAGCCAACAAAGCUCUUCAGGGAGGUCAGGUUUGGUUGAAGGAUAAAGAAGCCAGUCACUGCAAGUUGUGUGAGAAGGAGUUCUCCAUCUCAAGACGAAAGCACCACUGUAGGAACUGUGGGGAGAUUUUCUGUAACAGCUGCUCUGACAAUGAGCUUCCUCUGCCUGCGUCUCCCAAACCAGUCAGAGUCUGUGACACCUGCCACGCCCUGCUCCUCCAGCGCUGCUCCUCCAAUCCAACGUGAGAGUCUCACACUGCUGCCAGCACAGCUUGAAAACAAUCUGAGAUAAUAUCAACUCUUCAGUUCUCUGCAAGAUCCAUCUCCCAACUUACAAGGUGUGAUCAAGAAGUUCCAAGUCUGCGCCUAUAAAAAGCAAAAAAAAAAAUGUAAAAAAUUUGGCUGCUCUCCUUAAGAGUCGUCUUCUCGUGCAGUGAUGCCCUGCUCCUAGCGCUCCUGCCACGUUUGGGAUGUUCUCUGGAAGUCCUGUUCUAACCACUAAACACAGUUUCACCAUGGACCUCAAACACGUGCAGAGAGAGAGAAAACAUCAAAUUCUGUGUCAAACUAAUAAGGAUCAUGAUUAGGAUCAUCAUUAAUGAUGAGACUUGGAUCUACAGUUACUAUCCAGAGACCAAACAGCUGUGUUCAAGACUGAAGAAGGUCAGCAGCUCAUCAAGAGCCUCAUCAGUGUUUUGUUUGACAUUUAUGGUCACCGCUGAACUGUCAGCAGUCCUGGAACUUCUUGAUUGCAUCUCAUAUAUCCAUGGUGCUUGCUGCUAGGGGUGGACCACAAGCAUGAACACUCAUUUGUCUUUUAAGUUUAAAGAAGUCUCACAAAGUGAGCUGCACCUGCAUCGUUUUACCUCGUCAGAGUUUGAUGUCACUGCUUUCUCUGCAGCUGUUCUGUAGGGAGCGCAAAACAUCUCCUGCAAUCAGACAUUUUCCUACUUGAUAACAAAUCUUCACAGAUCAUAAAUGUAUCUGUUCAUUUACAAAAAUUUUAUAUACGAGGCCACGUCUGAAAAUACUCUCAAUACAAACUAAGUUUUAAACUUCCGUAGUACCGUUUAAUGGUACUGAGUGCAGCAGAAUCAAACAACCAAACUGGCUAAUAAUGGAAGUUGUAAAGAAGCUCUGAGCUUCUUAACAUCAACCUUCUCACUGGUCUGACCAGUGGUAACGUUAAAAAAAAAAAAAAAACUCUUUAGGGCACAACAGGUUUAAAUAUAUUAAGGAGAACUGCAGGCCUGCGGUCGUUUCUGCACACAGACAGACUGAUCGGCAGGUCAGGUUCUGGUAAACUUUAGCAGGAUGAGAAACUUUGGUUUUGAAAGAAGGAACAAGUUUAUAAAGUGAAACUGCACAGACUGUGACGAGCACUGCUGCAGCUGAAUGAAGCAAACCGCCAGUUUCACUCAGCGCAUCAAACCUCAAACUGUACACAUGAAGUGUACGGCCAACAGAUGGGAUUUUAUAGUUUAUACAUGCAGCAUGGUGGCCUUUGUACUGUUGUUGAGUCUCAGUUUAAAACUCCUUCUUUUUAAGGCACAGGCAGGGUAAAUCCAAACGAACCACAUCUUACAAACAAUGAAAUAUAAGCUGGAUGAAUUUCUCUUUAGUCGGUUAUGAUGAGAUCAGAAUUGUGCCACAAGAUUAAACUGGUCACCUUCUGUGUGUCCCAGUUUGUUUGUUUUUUUGUCUGUUUAGAUGAAUCAGUGCAAAAUGAAAAAUGCAAUGAAUCACACUGCGUUAGACUAAUUCCUGGAAUGUUUACUGCUUUAGGUCUGCUGACGUUAGACUAGACUAGUUCCCCAUUAGGCUCUGGGUUUGAUAGGAACUGAAAAAAAAGGUUAGUUUUGAAAUCGUGUUGGUGCCACAUGUGCCUGUGGACAUGCAGUGAAUUUUACCUACUUUAGCUUCUCAUGUUGCCAAAAUGAGCCUUAUAGUUCUACAGUGAGGAUUUCUGUAGAGAAUCUAAAGCCCACAAUAUUUCAAAGUAGCAACACUAGCCUCUACUAGCCAAGAAAGGAGUCGAGAUCAAAGGCACAUUUCACUGUUUGUUGGAGACACUAAUGCAGUGGAUGCUGCUUCAAGGACCAACAGGAGUGAAACAUGCAGUCAGCAUCACUCUGGCUGGUUCUCCUGAUGAACCACUGAUGGCUACAACACGACCACUUCACUGGUUAGUGGUGGUUAAGAACAGACUUGAGUGUUGCACAUUUCUGACAACUCAGCCACAAAGUAUGUUUGAACACUUGCCAAUCAUAUAUUGUCUGAAAUAUAGAUUAAUUUGAGAGUAUUUAUAUUUCAUUUUGUGUUUUCUGCACAUUCAUUUGUACUUUCACAAGUCUGAGGAACUCGUCUGAACUUUCCCUGUUCACUUGAAGUCAGCUGAAUCGCCUUUGACUGCUGCUCCAUUCCUGAGAGGGAAAGUCUGAAACUUUAAAACAUUUGUUCAGUUUUUUUAAUUUAUUAAAAAAAAAAGAUUCAUAACUGUCUUGUCAAAUUAAAGCUGAUUACCCUCAAGUACACAAUCUUCAGUGAUGGGUUACGAGUUUCAGUGUAUAUUCUGGUUUUGUACUUGCUAUGUUUACAACUUGUCAAACUGGAAGUAUUCAUUCCCUUGAAGACAUCAAGCAGGUCGGGGUUUAUUUCAACAAGCGUUUCUCAUUUCAAAUAGUUUUUAAAAUAUUACAAGUUUUUUUUUUUUUGUCUUCAUUAAGAGGCAAAUGUUUCUGAACUGAACCCUGACAGUCUUUUUUUUUUUUUUUUUGUGCAGUGUUGCUCUUGUAAAUCUCCCAGCUUUCAGUGGGACUUGUACAGUGUUGAUACGACUGUAUGUUGUACAUAAAUAAGGUUUAUAAUCACUGUGGCCGUUUAGCUUACUAAAUCCUGCCAGUUUAAUAUGAACUCUGUUGCCAACAGUCUGCUGCCUUGACUGUGUAGCAGUUUCUGAUUAAAUCAAGGACAGACAGAA
This is a messenger RNA of Stegastes partitus (bicolor damselfish), 5117 nucleotides long. It is a transcript of the gene rufy2, whose product is annotated as RUN and FYVE domain containing 2. Bases 278 to 2383 code for a protein of 701 amino acids. Gene Ontology annotation, molecular function: metal ion binding. The transcript is spliced from 19 exons. The record is from RefSeq and is a predicted model, not a curated record. Lineage: Eukaryota; Metazoa; Chordata; Actinopteri; Pomacentridae. Gene Ontology annotation, cellular component: cytoplasm.